UCUAGAAGGGUCCUCCCUCUUAUCUUUUUCCAAAUUAACCCAAAAAUCAUCUUUCUUUCAUAUUAGCCACAACAAAAUUAAUUGUAUAUAUACAUUUUUAUUUUUUAUUAUUUACAUUUUUAUACUUUCUCUCACUCACUCACUCUCUUUCUCUCUCCUCUUUCACACAUAUCCACAGAAGCAGACAUGGAUGACAACAGAAACAACCCAGAAGAAAAACAUCAGUUACAACAUCAUCACCUAUUAAACAUUUCUUCUUCCACUGCAGCAGCAACCACCACCAGCAGCAGCAACAGCAAAGACGACCUUCAGAAGAAGUCGCAACAACAACAACAUCAACAGCCGUUAGCGCCAAAGAGAACUUCUAACAAAGACAGACACACAAAGGUUGAUGGCCGAAGCCGAAGAAUCAGAAUGCCUGCCCUUUGUGCUGCAAGAGUUUUUCAGCUAACAAGAGAAUUGGGUCAUAAAACUGAUGGUGAAACUAUUCAAUGGCUGCUUCAACAGGCUGAGCCUGCGAUCGUUGCUGCUACUGGCUCUGGAACUAUUCCUGCUUCAUUUCUUACCGCCUCGGCUUCUGGGGCAUCGUCUGUGUCGCCGCAGGGCGCGUCUGUAUCUUUGGGAUUGCACGCCAAGAUGAAUGAAUUGAGGGCUGGUGCUGAGGUGGGGAAUCGGGUGAAUUGGGCGAAUUUUGGUGAUGGGUUGGGAAGAUCUCAAUCAAUUUGGCCGUCUAUUGGAAGUGGGUAUGCACAGAAUUUUGAUGGUUGUUCUGCUACUGCUGCUUCGAAUUUAGUCAGUCAAAAUUCUGGUUAUGUCACGAAUUUUCAAUUGCAAGGAGUUGGAAUGCCAACUGCUAAUAUGGGAUUACUGAGUUUUACUCCGAUUUUGGCUCGGGGAACUCAGGUUUCCGGCCUUCAACUCGGGCUUUCACAAGAUGGGCAUGGUGGUGUUAUUGGACAAAUUUAUCAGCAGCAGCAGCAGCACCAACAACAGCAACAUCAUCACCAAGCGCAGGAUCAUGAACAAAAUGAUAAUUCAGGUGCUGCUGCUGCUGAAACCGUGCACUCGCAUCAGCACCAGCAUCAACAGCAGCACUUGCAGUCGCAUUCUAAUGAUGACAAUUCAAGAGAGCAAUGAAUUCAUAUUGCUUUCUUUGUUGUUUGUUUGCAUUUUAUUUUUGUUUUUGAUUUAUAUAUAUUGUAAGUAUGUUUUGUGAAUUGUGGAAAUAGGGGGAUUGUUGAGGAAUGUUUUCAUUUUCGGAAAAAAAAAAAGAAGGAUUAAGAGGGUUGCAUUUAA
Messenger RNA from Chenopodium quinoa (quinoa), 1296 nucleotides. Its product is annotated as transcription factor TCP20-like. Lineage: Eukaryota; Viridiplantae; Streptophyta; Magnoliopsida; Caryophyllales; Amaranthaceae. Gene Ontology annotation, cellular component: nucleus. Gene Ontology annotation, molecular function: DNA-binding transcription factor activity; sequence-specific DNA binding. The transcript has a single exon. The coding region runs from base 187 to 1137 and encodes 316 amino acids. The record is from RefSeq and is a predicted model, not a curated record.